Tripterygium wilfordii is the source of this 2597-nucleotide messenger RNA. Its product is annotated as MAR-binding filament-like protein 1-1. The record is from RefSeq and is a predicted model, not a curated record. Lineage: Eukaryota; Viridiplantae; Streptophyta; Magnoliopsida; Celastrales; Celastraceae. Gene Ontology annotation, biological process: mitotic chromosome condensation. The coding region runs from base 104 to 2338 and encodes 744 amino acids. The transcript is spliced from 4 exons. Gene Ontology annotation, molecular function: chromatin binding. Gene Ontology annotation, cellular component: condensin complex; chromatin; condensed chromosome.
AAACGAAAUGCAGAGGCACUGAGGUAGUGUGUGCUUCACCGCUUCUUUCUAUCUAAAUCAAGAAAUCAAAGUAGCCGAAGAAUAAACCAAAAGCAAUCAAUCAAUGGGUUACGUCGCAGGAAGCUCUCUACUUCCGCAGUAUCUCCACCACUCUCUUUCUCCUCCAUCUUCAUGUUCCUGUUCUUCUCAGUCUACUUUGUGUUUCGUAAAGAAUGCUGUGACCAAGGGAAAGAGCAGAGCCACCGUGGCCUCUCUGCGCCAAGAUGAUCGAGGCGACGCCAUGUUUAGUCAGAGAAGGGUCUUUCUCUUCGUGGGUCUUUCAGUUCUUCCGUCUUUGAGACUCAGGGCGAGAGCUAUUGAAGAUUUGGCUAAAAGUGAAGAAAGUGGGCUAAAGACAACAGAGGAGAACCAGAAAGCAGAGCAAGCACUCCAAAGAGGCUCGUCAUCAAAUCCAAUUUUGUCCCUCCUAAAUGGGCUUGGUAUAUUUACUGCUGGUAUGCUUGGUGCACUCUAUGCAUUGGCGCAGAAAGAGAAGAAAGCUUCUGAUGCAACAAUAGAAUCUAUAACUAAGAAGCUGAAAGAAAAGGAAACUUCAGUUGUGGUAUUGGAAAAGGACUUUGAAUCGAAGCUACUGAAACAAGAGGAAGAAAAACUAAAGCAAUUGAGAAAGGAAAAGGAAGAACAGCAGAACUUAAUCAACAGGCUCAAUUCAGCUAGCAGUGUAAUUACGGGUUUAGGGCAGGAGCUAAAAAAUGAGAAACGAAUAAUUGGAGAUCUUAAAGUCCAGUUUGAGAGUUCACAAGACAAACUAGCUGAGGCUGGGGAGGAAAAGAAGACGGUUGAGAAGAAACUAAAGGAAAAGCUGGACUUUAUUGGAGGCCUCGAAGAUAAGCUUAAACUGCUUGCUUCAGAGCUCAAGGAAAAGGAAGAUAGUAUUCAAAAUCUCAGCUCUGCACUUGCUGAGAAGGAGUUGGAGUUGGAGAACUUGAGUUCUACCCAUGAACAAACUAAAAAUGACCUUGUCGAAGCAGAUAAUGAAAUCAAAGGAUUAAGAGAUGAACUGGUCAACAAUCGAAAAGAAUUAGAAUCAAAGAACUCGACUGCGGAGGAAUUAAAUGCGAUGGUGAAUUCUUUAACUGUUGAGAGAGAUGAAUGUAAGAAAAGGUUUGAUACCCUUCUGAAAGAGUACAGUAAUCUGGAGUCAAAGUCCAAGAAGAAUGCAGCUUACAGUGCAAAUAUUAUAGGAGAAAUGGAGUCUGAGGUUAACCAGCUAAAGGAAAGGCUUGACUUUGCUUUGAAUGAAGUAAGUGGAAACCAAGCGGCUAUUUCAGAUUUAACCCAGGAAAGGGACGAUCUGCGGCAAAUGCUGGAUUUAGAAUUAAGCAAUGUAAAUAAUCUGAAAGAAGAACUCCAGAUCACUCAGGACAGUUUGGGAAAGUCAAGAAAUGAGGCUUCUGAUCUUACAAAACAACUAAAACAAUCAAAAGACUUGUGCAGGGAGCUUGAGGCUGACAUUUCAAAGGUUAAGGCCGAGUUUGCAGAGGCUAGGCAGACAUUGCAGAAGAGCCUAAAUGAUGAAAAACGAAGUGGUGAAGUGCUUGCUAGGGAGCUAACAGUAACAAAUGAGCUUUUGAAGAAAACUACAGGAGAUCUUCAAGUUUUGUCCCAUGAAUUAAAUGCUGCUGCCGAGGAACGUGCUAACUUGCAGAAGGAAUUGGUAGAUGCCUAUAAAAAAGCUGAAACUGCAGCCACUGACUUGAAAGUAGAGAAAAACACAGUUUCUUCUCUUAGCAAAGAAUUUCAAGCUUUGGAGAAGCAAGUCUUGAAGGACAAGGAGUCUAGGAAAUCUCUUGAAGCAGACCUAGAAGAGGCCACUAAAUCCCUUGAUGAGAUGAACCGAAAUGCGUUGACACUUUCCAAGGAGCUGGACACAGCUUUUUCUCAAAUUUCUAGCCUUGAAGAUGAGAAAGAGGUGCUUUACAGAACCCUCACAGAGCGGAAGAAUGCAUCCAAGGAGGCCCAAGAAAAUAUGGAAGAUGCUCACAACCUUGUCAUGAGGCUUGGCACGGAAAGGGACACUUUAUUGAAGAAAACAAAGAAGCUUGAGGAUGAAUUGGCUUCUGCAAAGGGUGAAAUAUUGCGCCUACGAAGUCGGGUAAAUUCAUCAAAAGUGCCAGUCAAUGAUCAGCCUGCAGGAAAAAGCCAGGUUAGUUCAUCGAAAGCCCUUGUAAAUAAUGAUAAACUUCCAGGGAAAGGUGAAGCUGAAAGCAAAGUCACAGUUACUGCAAGGAGAAAUAGUAGAAGGAGAAAGACUGGUUCAGAGUCAGAUAGUGUAUAACACAAAAAACCCAAAACCACCAAUUCCCAAUAUCUGAAUCUUCUGUAUUGAGCUUUUUCUUCUGAACAAUAAAAACUUAUCCCUCUCCAACCUUGAGCUAUGACAUGAGGCAGUUGUUUUUGUAUAGAAAGGAAUCAUUGUCUCGCUUGGUUUGAUCAUUGUAGUAAAUGUGUAACAUAAUAAACUUCUUGUCUGUUGAGAUUUUGAAUUGAUGCCAGGUCUUUUUCAGACUGUAGUACUGACUAAAUAUUGCUAUCCA